Molecule: messenger RNA, 3913 nt
Organism: Grammomys surdaster
Lineage: Eukaryota; Metazoa; Chordata; Mammalia; Rodentia; Muridae
Gene: Plek
Product: pleckstrin
Exons: 10
Coding region: 202-1254 (350 amino acids)
Biological process (GO): actin cytoskeleton organization; intracellular signal transduction
Cellular component (GO): plasma membrane
Source: RefSeq, a predicted model, not a curated record
UUCGGCUAUCUAGUUCCUUUUUCUGACUCGUCACCCCAGAGAGGGGAAAAGGAUGUCAUCAGGAAGUCACCAGCAGAAAAGAAAUUGUGAAAGAGACUUCACUGUAAAAAGGGCAGCCCACAAGCACCUCCACCUUCAGAGGAGACUGAGCUCCUCAGAGGGCGUGUCUGAAGAGUGGACCCUUGUGUCUGUCCACCAAACAUGGAACCAAAGCGGAUCAUGGAAGGCUAUCUUGUGAAGAAGGGAAGCGUGUUUAACACCUGGAAACCCAUGUGGGUUGUACUGUUAGAAGACGGAAUUGAAUUUUAUAAGAAGAAAAGUGACAACAGCCCCAAGGGGAUGAUCCCACUGAAAGGAAGUACUCUCACUAGCCCCUGUCAAGACUUUGGCAAACGGAUGUUCGUGUUAAAAAUCACUACAACCAAACAACAGGACCACUUCUUCCAGGCAGCCUUCUUGGAGGAGAGAGAUGCUUGGGUUCGGGACAUCAAGAAAGCCAUUAAAUGCAUUGAAGGAGGCCAAAAGUUUGCAAGAAAAUCCACAAGGCGGUCCAUUCGUCUACCAGAGACAAUUGACUUGGGGGCUUUGUAUCUGUCUAUGAAAGACCCUGAAAAAGGAAUAAAGGAACUGAAUCUGGAGAAGGACAAGAAGGUUUUUAAUCACUGCUUCACAGGUAAUGGUGUCAUUGACUGGCUGGUUUCUAACAAGCAAGUUCGGAAUCGCCAGGAAGGACUCAUGAUCUCUGCCUCCCUGCUCAGUGAAGGGUACCUACAGCCUGCUGGUGAUCUGUCUAAGAAUGCAGCAGACGGAAUAGCUGAAAACCCUUUUCUGGACAACCCUGAUGCUUUCUACUACUUUCCAGACAGUGGAUUCUUCUGUGAGGAGAACUCCAGUGAUGAUGACGUUAUUCUGAGAGAAGAAUUCAGAGGGGUUAUCAUCAAGCAGGGAUGUUUACUGAAGCAGGGGCACCGGAGGAAAAACUGGAAAGUGAGAAAGUUCAUUCUGAGAGAAGACCCGGCCUACCUGCACUACUAUGACCCUGCUGGGGGUGAAGAUCCCCUAGGAGCAGUCCACUUGAGAGGCUGUGUGGUGACUUCGGUAGAGAGCAGUCCUGAUGGUAAGAAGGGUGACGGAGAGAACCUCUUUGAGAUCAUCACUGCAGAUGAAAUUCACUAUUACUUGCAGGCGGCCACUUCCAAGGAGCGUACUGAGUGGAUCAAAGCCAUCCAGGUGGCCUCACGGACUGGGAAAUGAGGACAUCAAGAAUCAUCAAGGUGAAUCUGAUUGGCCAAGAUCCUAUAUCCUGGAUAACAGAGAUGGACUUCAAGGCCAGACAUUGAACUUUUAGUUGGCAUUCUGUUCUGUCCUCACCUUCCUCACAUACUUUUGGGGUGUAUCAUUUUAAUGUAUUGUUUAUUUAAUAUUCACUGUAGCAAGAGUUCUCAAGCCUUGUAGGUCUGUUCCCACAACCCCAACACUCAAAGAAAACAAUAUUGUGUCUGUAUGACCUGCCACAGGAAGUCUGGAGACCUCACAGAUAGUCCAGGAAGUCUCAAGGCUGGCGGAGGAUGAGGCCUUUCAUCCCUUUGUAUUCUGAAUUCUCACUCCUGUUUUUUUUCUCCUCAGCUGAAUAAAACAAUUAUCAUGAUACUCCACACAACACAGAAGGCCUCAGCCUAAUUGUGUGCUUUGCUCUUCCUCCCUUUGGCUCAAUGUCAUUUCUUCAGUAUACAAGGAUGUCAGCUGGGUCCUUAGAAAAGCUGAGCCUGAGAUAGCCUGAGAGGAGUGAAAGAAACAUAUUAAGAAGGGGAAAGGAUGAUAUUAAAACAGACAAAUGUGAAAGGAACUAGAAAUUAGGUGAGGAAACUAACAUAAAUCUAACAACAGGGUUGGCCUAGAAAGAAUAGCAAGGGGCCAUCUUCCCCUGACUGAGCAAGGUAUCAGGUCCUCUGUCUUAUGUGGUGAAGUGACCUAAAGUGACAAUAUUUUUAUGGACUAAUGAACAGUACUGUAUGGUUUCUCUAAUUACACAGAAUCUUAUAGGGAAAAAAGACUGAAAGAUCAGAGACAAGGGACUCUUGGGAAGAAGCAUAAGGACGGACAUCUGGGAGUGGGUGUAAAGUAUGAGGAUGUAUAUGACAUAUUCUAAAUCCCAGAAGCAUCCAUCCCCAAAUCACUUGACCUGCAAUCACCGCAGCCUUAGAGCAAAGGAUAAAUGAAUGGGUGGCCGCAGUGGAAGCUAUAGAGGCCACAUACAGGAACAACAGCAUUGGCUUCAACUUUCCAACCUUAUUUAGCUAUUGCCACCAUGUGCUCAUAUGUCCAGCAUGUGAGCAGUGAAGAUGAAUGCUGAACAUUGUGUGGUAUUCUUCAAGGGAAUGAACAAGUUCUUUGAUAAGUUGGCUAUAUUUCAUUCUGAAUGUUUUGUCCUUGCAAGAACAGAUGCUGAAUCUAGCUGUGGAUUUCUCUUUCUUAUUCAGAGUACUCUAUUUAUAGACAAAGGGUUCACAUACUGUAAUGUCUAGUUAGAUAGUUAUUGUAGUUGGGAGAAGGAAAUAGAUCCAUUUUAUGGGUCUAGCACAUCCCUCAAUCAUAUUUCCUUGAGCCUCUGCUUAGCUCACCAGUUACCAACUCUUAAUUCAUGUUAAGAUCAUCCUUCUUAUAUAUUCAUAUUUCUGUGUUUAGACCAGAACCCUACCAUUUAAUGUCUGGAUUCAUUUCAAGAGCCUCCAAAUGGGCUUCCAUUCCACACAACUACACUCCAAUCUACUCUCUAUAUUUAUCACUAAACUCCACUAGAAACGAAGAACCCUUAAAUAUCUAAUGUUGCUCAUCUUCCAAACCUCAGCUCAUCUCCAGCUGUCCCAUUGCUUGUACCAUAGAAUCUAAUGUUGGUGACCUUCAAUGGUUAAUAAUGUCAACUUGACUAAACUGGGAGAUGCUUAAUGUGUAGGAGUUCAGUUUAGUGCAGAUGUAAAUAUGUCUGUAGGGGGAAUUUUACAAGAUAAUCAGUUCAUGAUAGCUCUAACCAAGUGAGUGGAUAGUUUAAUCCAUUGGUAGAUUCAAGACUAUUGGGAGGAGGUAGACCUCUGCACGGUUGAGGAAGAAGGCCAAUGUGGGUGUAUCCUUGGAAAGUUAUAUCAUGGUCACUUCUGUUAUCACUCUGCAAUGAUUCCUCUCUGCCAUAAUGUGCCCUUCCCUGGUUCACCACACUCAGUGACCCCGGUGGACUAGAACUCUUAAAUUUGUGAUCUAAAAACAGCUCCUUUUUCUAAGUUGUUUCUGAUGGCCAUUUUUGUCACAGCAUCAAACAGAGCAGAUAAACUUGCACAUAAACAAGGAGGUGUCCUUGUUUUGUCAAACAUUAAUUUUCAUAAAAUUCAGGAGUAAGAUGGAAAACUUACUAAGAUCUUAUAUUAAAACGAAAAAGUAAACAAAUAGCUGAGCGGGCAAGAAGUGUCUACUGGUGCUGUAGGGACAUGACUGGUAGGGGUGUAACCAAUGGCUUUCUGAUUUGAUCUGACGCCCACUCCACAGAAGACAAUUCAUGUCUAGUACUAUUGGUUAAAUGCCCAUGUAUGGGGAGGACAUAAGCCCUACCAGGGAGGCUGUUACUUUUGUUUUGUAAAAUAUACAUGUUGUGCCCUUGAAAAGACCUCAUCUCAUGAGUCCCAAAGCUAAGAAUGUCCUCAGACAAAAUUCAAUGCCUGCAAUCCUUAUAACCUAUCUGAUGUUUCUACCAACGAAUUUGAAAAAAAUGCCUUGACUUAGGACUUUGUUCUGUUACUGUGAAAAUUCAUGUAAGUGAUACAACACUGUAGUAGGGUUUUUGGGAAACCUCAAUCUUCAUUCCCAAGCCCUGGUCACUCAUAUUUUGCUCUAGAAUAAACUCUAAACUUUUAUUCCUUUGAAA